Messenger RNA from Amoebophrya sp. A25, 429 nucleotides. Lineage: Eukaryota; Dinophyceae; Syndiniales; Amoebophryaceae. The record is from the annotation of a GenBank genome assembly.
GUGGCAAUGGUGGAGCAUUUGGAGGAGGAUACGGCGGUGGUUUUGGAGGUGGAAAAGGAUGGGGAAAGCAAGGUGGCUUCAACGCAGGAUGGGGAAGCUCAGAACCUCCAAAGCGCAUCGGUUUUUCUAACGGACAAUCUGGCAACCAAGCAGCGCCAUGGAAUGCACAACUAGAACCCUACGUAAAUGUUACCGGGGAACUCUGUAAGAGAGUCGUCAUAUACCUACCUAAUGCUGUCAAAGAACGAAUGAUGCAACUAGAAGGUGGAGAGUUGGAUGAUGUGCCGGCUACUUCUGCAAUCCCGGUGGAACGCAUGAACGCAGAAAAGUGGGCUAAAGUCGUUGUGUCUAUUGAUACUCUGGACAAGGAUAAACAGGACGACUUCUUCAAGAUGGUCGAGACAUACGUGAAGAAUAAAAGGAUUAAGC